Tuber melanosporum (Perigord truffle) is the source of this 2948-nucleotide messenger RNA. RefSeq lists its product as uncharacterized. The transcript has a single exon. Bases 91 to 2880 code for a protein of 929 amino acids. The record is from RefSeq and is a predicted model, not a curated record. NCBI's taxonomy places the organism in Eukaryota, Fungi, Ascomycota, Pezizomycetes, Pezizales, Tuberaceae. Gene Ontology annotation, molecular function: protein binding.
GCACAAGUGCGAGGGACACUUAUUUUCUCUCCACUCACCUUUGAUUCCCCAUUUCCUACAUUCUACCUCGUGGAAACUGCCGAAAAAAAAAUGGCUACUGCUGAAUGGUCGUUGAUCCAUGGUUUUGACUCGAAAUACCCUUCUCCAACGGAUACAGAACAAACCCAUGCGGACCCAAACCUGGAAUUAUUGCAGGAACUUAGCGAGAGCAACUUCGAGUACCUUUUCCCGUGGAGCCUGCCCAGAGCUGCUGUGGUUGCUGAUCUUGCAAUUUGCAACGACUCUGACGUUGAAUACCUACGGAGUACUAAGGACUAUGCUGGGUUUCUUGAACAAAAACUAUCUACUACAGACAUAUCCGGCUUCACUCUGAUGUGUAUGGGGAUCGCCGGGGUCCGAGCCUUUAUUCAGUCAAACAUCACCGGACCUCCACUUCCGUUUUCUCCCGAGAGAGCACUUCUCCCUGAAGAGUUGGCUGAAGAACCUGGGUUUUGCAAAGAACUCUCCAAGUCCAUUAUUGCUUCUUUGUCUGUGGAUGGAGAAACUGCUUACCACCUAACCCCAAAUGUGCUCCUCUUGGCUUUCGGAAAGGUUGUACUGAAUUCAUCAGUGCUCAAGAAGGAUUCAAAGCUGGAGACGCUCCCAUGGUGGAGAGUUCGAGUAAAUUUCCUUCACCAGAGGAUUCUCUCUGAAGCAACUGCAACUCUACACAAUGCUAUCUACGAAGAUAUAGAGAAACUCCUUGAUCAUAUAUCGAGUCAAGACUUGGAUCUUCGAGCGAAAUAUCUGAUCGAGAAAGCACUGAUAGACACUUAUUUCAGUUAUGAUUCUAAGGCGUUAAAAGGGCUAGAGGAGGCGGCAAGCAUUACUGGACUGAAGUACGCCAUUACAGGAGUGUUGGGAAAGCGAACCAAGUUUCAGCAAACCGAUACAAGCCAACUGGUCGUGCUAGCAAGGAGUGCAGAGGGAGGGCCCAGCAAGGUCGCAGUUAAGCCGAAGACUUUGGACCUAAAUGACGACACAAUCCUGGAGGCUAUUUCCUUUACACCAAAGUCAACCCAAGUUCAAGCAGAAUCCACCUUGUCCGCGGAAUUAACUUCACUUGAUCCAGGAAACCAGCCCCAAUUACAACCACUAGACGCGGCGAUUCUAUUACUGAUUACCGAAACCAUCAAAAACACAAACCCUGCGGAUGGCAUCACGAGAGAAGAGAUGUUACCGUAUGCGGAGCGGGUUCUACAACACAGUGUCAACUGGGAGAUCUACACCCUGGGCUUGCUAAUACGUAGUCGCAUCGAGGGAUAUAAAUCCCGGACAGUGGAGAGAGGGCUCCUGCAACUUCAAGCAGUCGUUGACCAAGUCAUCGCAGAUACGACCGGUGCGGAUAUCUCACACGACUCGAAUAAUGCUGUUUCAACCUUCUUGCCAAAACCGAAAGAAGACGAGGUGGCUCCAGUAAAAGAACGCCUUCUCUACAUUCACCAGUUGUCGGUCCCAACCCGUUGGGAACUAGAGGCGGAGUUGGCUUCAAGGUGGAUAUCACUUGGCGGAAUAAGAACAGCUCUUGGGAUCUACGAAAGGCUGGAGAUGUGGGCAGAGGUGGCAUUGUGCUGGGCAGCUACCGAAAAGGAGGACAAAGCUCGGGCGGUAAUCCAGGAUCAACUAUUUUAUCCUCUUAAAUCCGGGGAUGAUAGCGGGGAUGGCCGGAAAGAGAUUGAGCCUGUUCCACCUAAUGCGCCUCGCCUAUGGUGUAUUCUUGGCGAUAUCGAUCAAGAUCCCAAUCACUACGAACGAGCGUGGGAAGUGAGUAAGGGCCGCUACGCAAGGGCGAAACGAUCACUCGGACGUCACUAUUUCUCGCAAAGAGAGUACCAGAAGUCCGCUGAAGCGUAUACGGAGUCACUUAAGCAGAAUCCACUGAAUGGCCCCAGUUGGUUUGCGCUAGGUUGUUGCUGGUUGGAAUUGGAAAAUUGGGAGGGGGCGGUUGAGGCAUUUUCUAGGACCGUUUCGCUCGACGAGACUGACGCCGAGGCUUGGAGCAAUCUCGCAACCGCAUUGCUAAGGCGAAAGACUGAGCUUCCAGCUCAGAGCGAGUGGAGAAAUUCCGACCUCGGCCAAGAUCCGGAAGACGAAAAAACAAACUACGAAAAUGGGAUCGAAGGCCAAAUGGUUGUGGACAAAGAAAACAACAAGAGAAGCGCUCUGCGGGCUUUGAAAAAGGCCACCAGUCUGAAAAAUGACUCCUGGAGGUUAUGGGAGAACCUCCUGCUGAUCUCCGCCAGCGUUAGUCCACCGGCGUACUCGGACGUGGCUAUCGCCCUGCGAAGGAUCAUUGAGAUAAGAAAGGAUUCGGCGGGGGAGACAGCAAUUGACGUCGAUAUUCUCGGAAUGCUUGUGCGGCACAUUAUCACGUCUGAUCUGGAGGGCAACAACCCCACCGGCUACGAUCCCAAGAAACCCGGGUUACAAAGGAUAGUGGUCGAAUUGAUGGAGAAGGACAUCGUCCCAUUGAUCACCAAAGACGGCCGCCUCUGGAAAAUCUAUGCCAAGCUAGCACUUUGGAGGAAAAAGCCUAAAGACGCUCUCGAUGCGGAAGAGAAAGCAUGGCGAACAGCCAAUAGCAGACCGAGCAUCGUUGACGGCACGGAGAGGGAAUGGGAUGAGUUAGUGGAUGCUACGAUAGAUCUUGUUGAUGCGUAUCAGAGCUUGGGGGAGAUGGAGAGGACCGAGGGGCUAGGCGCUGGUGAGCCUGUUGCGAAGGACUGGCGGUUUAAGGCCAGGACAACGGUGAGAGGAGUAAUGGGACAAGGGAGGCAGAAUUGGGAGGAUACGAAGGGUUGGGAGAGAUUGAAGGAGUCGCUAGAGGGGCUGAGAGCUUGACCUUUCACUGUAUAUUAGCUACCAUAUCGGAUUUUUUAGGUAUUACUUGAAUAGUCCUGCAUACUUCA